Messenger RNA from Lodderomyces jiufengensis, 1668 nucleotides. RefSeq names its product histone acetyltransferase (gene NGG1). The record is from RefSeq and is a predicted model, not a curated record. Bases 1 to 1668 code for a protein of 555 amino acids. Gene Ontology annotation, molecular function: transcription coactivator activity. NCBI's taxonomy places the organism in Eukaryota, Fungi, Ascomycota, Pichiomycetes, Serinales, Debaryomycetaceae. Gene Ontology annotation, cellular component: SAGA complex. The transcript has a single exon. Gene Ontology annotation, biological process: regulation of transcription by RNA polymerase II.
AUGUCUGAUCAUGGAGCAUCUACUACUUUAAAUGACAUUAUAGAUGAGUUAAAACUAACAUAUGACUCAUCUAUUGGGGUUUUAGAUGGAGAUUCAAUCAGAAAUAUACCAAAUGUAAAUACAUUAUUAAAUUUAAAUAAAUUAUUUAAUAAUUUAUGGAAACAACUAAAUGAAAUUGAAAAUACUGAUGAUGAAAUAUUGAACAAAAUAGCGGCAUUGACUAACAAGAAUGAUGGAAAACGGCGUUUGGAAGAAGAAGAUGAAAAUGAAAAUGAAGAAGAAUCAAAAGAUGUCAAAGAUGAAGACAAUGAACCACAUAAAAAAAGGAAGUUGGGAGAAGAAAUAAAUUCAAAAGAUGAUCCAGUACCCCCAGUUCAAACUGGCUCCUACACACAAGAAAACGAUACAAGAUUAAAGAAUCCAAAAUCGGAAUAUGUUGAACCACAAACAUUAUCAGCAGAAGCAAUAUCAGCAUUAGGAUUAUUUUCAGAAUCAAAUAAUGGGUUAGAAACUCAUGGGAAAGAAUAUCUCAAAAAGAAAUAUGGAGUUGCAUCAUAUCCAGAAAAUGAUUUAUUAAAUUUAUUACCUGGUAAGAUUCCAAAUAUUGAUUUUUCAAAAAAUAAACCACCAACAAAUCAAGUACAAUUUACAACUUUCCAAUCGUAUAUAGAAUCAUAUUUUAGAUUAUUUGGUAAUGAUGAUAUUAAAGCUUUAAAUGAAAGAAAUAUCAUACCUCCAGGUUUUGAAAAAUUAGGUUAUGAUCCCGAUGUCUCACCUUUUAUAAUACCUAAAUUGGGUAGAUUUUAUUCAGAUGUUUGGACGGAAGAAGAUCCUUCACUAGCUGCAAAAUUAAAUACUCCAGCAGCCAAUUCAGCUUCAUCAAUUGAUAAUUAUGUGGCUAGAGGAUCAAUAAAUUCAUUGACUGAUGAGAACUUAUAUACUGAAGAUAUAUCUUGUGGUCCAUUAUCAAGUAGAUUAUUAUCUGCAAUACUAAGUAAUCAUGAAGGUGGUGGAGAAUUAGAAGAAAAAGAAUCUUUAGACGAUGAAGUAGCAACACAAUUAAAUAGUGGAGAAGAUUAUAAAAUCACUACGGAAGUAAAUGAUUAUCAAUCUAUAGAAGAUAGAUUGAAAAGAGAAUUAAAAUAUAUUGGUAUAUUUAUGAAUUUACCCAUUAAUGAUGAUAAAAAGAAAAGAAACCCCAAAAUAAGUAUAAUUGAUAAUGAUGAAUGGAUAAAAAAUAAAGAAGAUGAUGAAGUAUGUGCAGAAAUAAGAGCAUUACAAAAGGAAUUAAGAGAAGUAGUAAGUAGGAAUAGAGCAAAUAAAAAACAAAUACUACCAAUGAUUGAAGAUCAUAUAGCAUAUCAAGAAUAUAGUACAAUAUUAGAAGAUUUAGAUAGACAAGUUGAUCAAGCAUAUAUUAAACGUUCAAAAGGUAAAGGUAAAAAGAAAAAAAUUGAAAAUAAUACUCCUCAACAACAAGCUGUAAAUAGUGGGUUAAGAGCAUUAUUAGAAAAAAGAAAAAGAUGGAUUGAUAAUAUUGGUAAUUUAUUCCCUCCAGCUGAAAAAAUGAAAAGAGUACCUGAUGAUUCAAUAAUUAUAAAACAAGGUGAAGUUGAAAAUGAGGAAGAAGAAGUAGUUGAUGAAGCUAAUGAUUUGUUUAAACAGUAG